This is a messenger RNA of Andrographis paniculata, 1996 nucleotides long. Its product is annotated as suppressor of mec-8 and unc-52 protein homolog 2. NCBI's taxonomy places the organism in Eukaryota, Viridiplantae, Streptophyta, Magnoliopsida, Lamiales, Acanthaceae. The record is from RefSeq and is a predicted model, not a curated record. The transcript has 11 exons. Gene Ontology annotation, cellular component: nucleus. Bases 109 to 1815 code for a protein of 568 amino acids. Gene Ontology annotation, biological process: mRNA splicing, via spliceosome.
AUAGGUUUCCUAUUUGCGUGUGCGAAAGCCCUAACCGCGAAAAUUUUCGUCUAAUUGAUUAGGGGAUUGAGUGCAAUUGAUUCAUCUGUUCCGCGCGCUAGUUUAGCGAUGUCGACGAAGCGUAGUAAUUACAAGGAAAAGAUCGCUCGCCGCCACCAGAAAGAGGAGAAACCAGAGGAGCCGGAGCAGCCGAAAUACAGGGACCGAGCCAAAGAACGUAGAGAAGAUCAGAAUCCUGAUUAUGAGAUUACUGAGCUGACGUCCUUUCAUGCUGUUGCUCCCCCGGGAACUGUUGAUCUGCGGUCAGCUGAUGCUCACAAGUUAUCUAUUGAGAAGAGCAAAUAUCUCGGAGGUGAUGUUGAGCACACACAUUUGGUCAAAGGGUUGGAUUAUGCUUUGCUUCAUAAAGUGCGAAGUGAAAUGGACAAGAAGAUCGAUGCCGGAGAAGAGAUUGAAGGGAAUUCUAAAGCACCAAAAGAUGACCAACCGGUAUCUUUCCGUACCACAACAGCCAAGUCAAUUUAUCAGUGGAUGGUCAAGCCACAAACUGUUAUCAAGACCAACGAAAUGUUCCUUCCUGGACGAAUGGCUUUUAUAUUCAAUAUGGAAAAUGGUUUCUCUCAUGAUAUUCCAACAACAGUUCACAGAAGUAAAGCUGAUUGUCCUGUUCCUGAGGAAAUGGUUACUGUAAGUGUUGAUGGCUCAGUUUUGGAUCGAAUAGCAAAAAUCAUGUCAUAUCUUCGCCUCGGGUCAUCAGGAAAAGUUCUGAAAAAGAAGAAGAAAGACAAAGAUGCCAAAGGAAAGCCAAUGGCUUCUAAUGGGUAUGAAGAAGAUGAGCGAAUACCAAAAUCUGAUUCUCUGAAGAAUCAGAAUGGAGUGGAGACCUUGCCUCCACCUCCCCCACUCCCCAAAAAGAACUAUCCCGAACCUAAAGAAAAGCAGGGGCCAACCACUAUAAGGAAAGAGGAGGAUGAUAUCUUUGUAGGCGACGGUGUAGACUACUCCAUUCCCAGUAAAGAUAUGAGCCAAAGCCCAGUCUCAGAGGACAUGGAAGAAUCUCCUCGAAAUAAAGAGAAAGGUUCCUACUUCUCUGAACCCACAUAUGGCCCAGUUCCGCCUGCUGACCUGUCCCAGGGUUGGCAGCAAACUAAUGGAUAUGAAGCUUUGCAAGGACAGGCAAUGGCUGCUGGUUACCAGGGCGAGUGGCAGAAUUACCAAUAUGCUGACCAAUUGGCAUAUCCUGAGCAAUAUAUGCUGCAGGACAUCCAGAAUUACGAUGUGCAAGCGGGCUCAAAUGUCAUCCAGGAUCCACGAUUUAUGACUCAAGAAGAGAAGGAUAGGGGCUUAGGAUCCGUGUUUAAGAGAGAUGAUCAGCGGCUUCAACAACUAAGGGAGAAGGAUGCCCGGGAGAAAGACCCCAAUUUUAUAUCCGAUAGUUACUCCGAAUGCUAUCCUGGCUACCAAGAAUAUAACCGGGAGGUAGUUGACAGUGAUGACGAAGAUGACCUGUCCAAAAUGGAUAUGGGCGGACGGGCUAAGGGACGGCUUCACCGGUGGGACUUUGAGACUGAAGAAGAGUGGGCGACAUACAACGAGCAGAAGGAGGCUAUGCCGAAAGCUGCAUUCCAGUUUGGCGUGAAGAUGCAGGAUGGCCGGAAGACCCGCAAACAGAACAGAGAACAGAAAAUUACCAAUGACCUGCACAAGAUAAACAAAAUACUUGCUAGGAAGAAAGCUGAGGGCGGCGGUGGCGGUGGCGACGAUGGCCGGAUUCACGAGGACGAAACACAUCCAGGAAAAAAGCUAAGGUUGUGAUACUGACGUGUAAAUCUUGUACUCUGUUUUCAUAUACCAUGUUUGUAAUUGUUCUUUGGUUUUCAUAUACCAUGUUUGUAAUUGUUGUUUGGUUCCCUUAUAGGUUCUUGCAUUUGGUCAUUUCUUAAGAUUGAAAUACACUGCUAAUGUAAAUGGCAUAUACUUACUUUAGACCACCUCA